AAACUAUCGAGUUUGCUUCCUACCAACGUCCUUGCUGACACCGUGAUAAAAACAGGCGAGAAACACGUCUGCAUUUCUCAUCAACAACGGACCGCCGCGGAAUACGUCACGGCUCUGGCGGAGGGUUGCACACGGUGCCCAACAAUAGCGUUCUUCUUUUCAUUCUCUUCGCUGCUCCCUCAUUCAAGUCCCGACCUAAACUACAAAGGAGUCCGGAUUCAAAAACAGCAACCAAGUGAAGGUCAUUGUUGCUCGUAGUUGACGGCUGAUCGAUCAUCAUAAUCAACGCUUAAGCGGCGAAACCUAUCAGAGCUCGAAAAAGAGAGGUUUGUCCGCAUCAAAAUGUCGAGCCACCCUUCUGCUGAUCCCAAGAUCAACAAGGUCCUCGCCAACCUCAACUCGGAACGAAAGAACUUGUUGGGAGCACAGGCAUACAUCCGAGCACUCCAGGCCUCAUCCCGUAACGAAGCCGUCAUCCAACAGGCUCACAACGAAGUCAGGAAUGCUCAAGCGAAUAUCAAAUUCUUGGAAGAUGAAUUGGCCAAGAUGCAGGUGUCUAGUCCAGGUGGUGGUUCGGGAAGCAGUCCUGGUCCGGGCUCUCCCGGUGGACCCGGUAGUCCAGGACGAAGCAUUUCAACACAACAAGUGAUGCAGCACCCGGGUAGCCCGCAAGGGAGGAUGGGUGCUUAUCUUGGACCUGGAGGACAGCCUGGAGCCGGGCCCAAUAUGGGACCACGAGGCUAUUCCACACCUGCCAUGCAGUAUCAGGGCAAUGAGAGGCCGCUCCCCCCACCUCCACCCGGUGCACCAGGUAACGAGAUGGUACGAGCCGGAGGGGGUUCUGCAAAAACUUCUACUCAACUAGAUCUCCUGCGAUAUGACGCACCCUUGUCCGGACCCAAGAUCUCGCGGAUGCUCAACCAGCUCCAGUUCAAGCUUCAGGUGGAAGAACAAUACCGUAAAGGUAUCGAAAAGAUGGCUCAGCUUUAUCGAGAUGAAGGCGACCGUAGAUUGAAGAACGAGACCGAGAGCAAGAAACGGGAGUCAGAGAACAAGAUUCAGCUGUUGAAGAGGGCGUUGAAGCGGUAUGAGACGCUUAGGCAGUUUGAGACCGGCGAGGAGGACGAAGAGUUCCUGCCAGACGGCCAGCGGAAAGAAAAUCUACGCAAGCCUCUUGCCGGAAAACUUAUCAUCUCGCUCAAAAUGGCUAGAGAUCUCAAUCACGUUCCACUUUCUCGGAGGUCAUCAAAGGUCUUCAACGAGACUACGGUCGUUAUCAAAAUCGAGGGCAACGAGCGAGGCGUCUCCCAUCCGUCGAGAAAUGACAAGUGGUACGAGGAGUUCGACCUGGUCAUCGAUAAGGCCAACGAGAUCGAGUUGACGAUCUACGACACGCAAAAUGGAGGCGACCCUACGCCUAUCGGUAUGCUCUGGCUUCGUGUGAGCGAAGUCAUCGAAGCUCUGCGAAGGCAGAAGGUCGAGGCGGACACUCAGGGUGCUGGAUGGGUUCCUGCUGCUACGGCCGUCAGGGCUGCCACCAUCAGAGGGCCGUCAGGGGGACCCUCGAGUAACGCCGACUCAUCCUUGCACCGGGAGGCUACCAAGGUCGGCGGGAAUGGACCUCUGAGCAAGACGGUCCAGGGUAUCGAUGGCUGGUUUGCAGUCGAGCCUGCCGGUGCGGUAGCGCUUCACCUUGAUUUCGUCAAGGAAAACGUCAAGAAAAGGCCUUUCGAUCAGGUCGGAGGUCUCGGACGUCAGGGCGCCGUACGAAAGAGACGAGGCGACGUCUUCGAGAUGAACGGGCACAAAUUCGUUCAACGACAAUUUUACCAGCCUAUCCUGUGCGCUCUCUGUCAGGAAUUCUUGCUUACCGGAGAAGGAUACCAGUGCGAAGACUGCAGGUAUGCUUGUCACAAGAAAUGUUAUCCCAAGGUAGUCACGAAGUGUAUCUCAAAAUCCAACGCCGAUACCCAAGGGGACGAGGAGAAGAUCAACCAUAGGAUCCCUCAUCGUUUCCAGACGAUCACCAAUGUCAGCGCCAAUUGGUGUUGUCACUGUGGUUAUAUGCUUCCCCUCGGGAGGAAGAACGCCAAGAAGUGUUCAGAUUGUGCCCUGACAUGUCACGCGACCUGUGCCCACCUGGUUCCCGACUUCUGCGGGAUGACUAUGGAAAUGGCCAACAUUCUUCUGAAACAGCUCAGGGAUAUCAAGACCACUCAAGUCCAGCGAAAGCCCGCUUCGAUCACUUCCAAGCCGGAGCCUUCUCCCCCUAUUCAGCAGCAAGGUCCACCACAGCUCCCGCCUAUCGGUCUUCAAUACCCUUCGUCUCCCGCACCUGCUGCUCAGCCGCCUCCUGGAACGUAUAAUGUGCCUGUCCCUGCUGAUUCAGGUUAUGCGGCACCAACUCGCCAGGAUCAAGCUUCGCAAUCACCUUAUCCGCCUCAACACCCCGCCGCCAUGCCCAAGCCGUCAAUGCAACCCGGCCGGCCGAGUUAUGAACAGCAACCUCCUCCUCGUCACGAGCCCAGCCCGGUCCGACCCAGCCCUCCUCAACAGCCGUCUCAGCCUGACUACCGAAGUCAGCAGGUGAUCCCCGUCGCAAAGCCGACGCCGGCUCCAGUUCCUGCCAAGCAGGUCGUCAAGGCUCGCAAGGUUGGACUGGAAGACUUCGAUUUCUUGGCUGUGCUCGGCAAAGGAAACUUCGGUAAAGUCAUGUUGGCCGAGGAGAAGCGCUCGCGCUCGCUUUACGCCAUCAAGGUAUUAAAGAAAGAGUUCAUUAUCGAGAAUGACGAAGUCGAGAGCACGCAAUCAGAGAAGCGGGUCUUCAUGGCUGCGGCUCAAGAACGUCACCCUUUCUUGCUGGGACUUCAUUCUUGCUUCCAGACCGAGACGCGGGUCUACUUCGUCAUGGAGUACAUCAGUGGAGGAGAUCUCAUGUUGCACAUCCAGAAGAAGCAGUUCACCCUGCGACAGGCGAAAUUCUACGCUUGUGAGGUGUUGUUGGCUUUGCAGUAUUUCCAUAGCAAGGGAAUUAUCUACCGUGAUUUGAAGUUGGACAACAUUCUUCUCACUCUCGACGGUCACAUCAAAGUCGCCGAUUACGGUCUUUGUAAGGAAGACAUGUGGUUCGGUAAGACCACCAGCACAUUCUGUGGAACGCCCGAGUUCAUGGCUCCCGAGAUCCUGCUCGAGCAACGGUAUACUCGUGCUGUAGACUGGUGGGCGUUUGGUGUCUUGACGUACGAGAUGCUGCUCGGUCAAUCGCCUUUCCGGGGAGAUGACGAGGACGAAAUCUUUGAUGCAAUCCUGGAAGACGAGCCGCUCUACCCGAUGUCUAUGCCGGGUGAGGCUGUCGACUUGCUGCAGAGGCUCUUGAACCGAGAUCCGAUUCGACGACUGGGUGCGGGCGAAGCCGAUGCAGAGGACAUCAAGAAGCACCCAUUCUUUAGGGACGUCAACUUUGAUGAUGUGUACAACAAGAAGAUCCCGCCCAUCUACUUCCCCCAGAUCGGUAACCCGACUGAUGUUUCCAACUUCGACUCGGAGUUCACGAAAGAAAAGCCUACGCUCACGCCUGUCCACACGCAAUUGAGCUCGGUCGACCAAGCUCAAUUCUCUGGAUUCUCUUGGACCGCACCUUGGGCCGCUUGAGCUGCCGAUGGACAGAAUUGACGAACAUGAAAGUAGCUACGAUGCUAGCAGUGAGGAGAAACACGACCGGGGCGAGACAAGAUGACACGACACGACGAUCGCGGCCAGUGGGGUGACAGGGGGAUGGGUUGGCCAGGGUGGAUGAGAUGGUGAACAUAGACGAAAGAAGACGAGGGAUUCGAAGAAAAGAACAAAGUUUUGCCUUGUGAGCCUGUGAUGAUAUAGCCCUGGAUACCUUGUGUAUUGUUAUUUUCAAUAUCUUGUACGCAAUCUCGAGGAUGCGUACUCUCCCUUUCCGUAUCGGUGAGAGUACCUAAAUAUUCAAGUGGC
Molecule: messenger RNA, 3981 nt
Organism: Filobasidium floriforme
Lineage: Eukaryota; Fungi; Basidiomycota; Tremellomycetes; Filobasidiales; Filobasidiaceae
Product: protein kinase C 1
Exons: 14
Coding region: 343-3651 (1102 amino acids)
Biological process (GO): protein phosphorylation; fungal-type cell wall biogenesis; signal transduction
Molecular function (GO): ATP binding; diacylglycerol-dependent serine/threonine kinase activity
Source: RefSeq, a predicted model, not a curated record